Molecule: messenger RNA, 3453 nt
Organism: Ramularia collo-cygni
Lineage: Eukaryota; Fungi; Ascomycota; Dothideomycetes; Mycosphaerellales; Mycosphaerellaceae
Exons: 8
Coding region: 1-3453 (1150 amino acids)
Biological process (GO): transmembrane transport; metal ion transport
Cellular component (GO): membrane
Molecular function (GO): magnesium ion transmembrane transporter activity; cobalt ion binding; cobalt ion transmembrane transporter activity
Source: RefSeq, a predicted model, not a curated record
AUGAGACGGGCUCUCUUAAGAACACCUUGGUUCCAGAAACUGUGCAAAGACGAACAACAAAAUACAUUCACUUCUACGGCAACCCCGUCACCUAUCCCACCGCUUUUGUUCGAUGGAGACGAAGAUACAGCCUUCUCAACAAGGUCGUCUAUAACCUCCUCAAUGAGUUCUGCCUCAUCAAGGUUGCGGUACACAGCACCUCAUGGGGCCCUCAAAAGAGUGAUACACUCUACCUAUGGAGAUUUACUCCAGGAGACAAGCGUCAAUCCACCAAAGCUGGUAAUGGUCCCGAGUGCUAAUAUCGCCAGCGCACAGGCGCUGUUCCAUGUUCGGCACUUUCAACAAGAAACUAUGGACUUCGAAAAAUUCAAGUACGAAGUGCUCCGGACCCCAGAGCUGCGAAACGCACGAUGGCAAGUCGAGUCUCAUUUCCAGGAUGUACAACGGCUAUACGAGAAGCUGCCACACCACAGCAACUCAAUCCCUUACAUGGAAGAAUUCUGCCACUCAGUAGACACCUAUGACACUGGCAUGGUCUUUGCUUGCGUCCCGUUCUACGAUUUGCGUCCGCAUGGCCAUCAGACCGAAGCCAGGCUGAAACUCUCCCCAAUACUCUCAAGGCUCUGGCCCGGUGGUCCCCCCGAUACUCCAAGUAACAAGCACUCCAGCAUCGGUCAUCCCGCCCGUACGCUKUUCCAAUCACUCAAUCCGAGGAACAACAGUCGACGAGAUCUGAAACAAGUUGCAUGUCAGAUGCUCCCACACCGAGACCAGCGAUAUUUGUAUCUCUCACAGGUCUGGUUUCUUGUGAUCAAUCAUGAUCUGAUCAUCACUUGCUCCACGCUCGCUGAAAACGAACUCUACGGCGACAUGCUCCAGAAACCGGCAACAACAAAUGAGCGACCACCAAAGCACAAAGUCUUGAGCAUUCGCCUAAAAACUCACGACAAAAACACAUGGCUGCUGGAGCAAGACGAUUGUUCCACAUAUUUGGACCUUGCGGCCCAUUUCUCCAGCUAUACCACCAACUUCGCCGACGAUUUCGCUAUCCUUGAGGAUGGUGCUGAAGUUUUCCCACAUCAAUGGCCCGACGUAGUGGAAAGAUCCAAGACGUGCCCUCUGUACCUCGUAAUGAAGAAAAGGGAGCACGGCACUGAUAUGAUCAGUCAAGAAGCACCGGCGACAGCUGCACUUUACGCGGCGCUAGGUGAAAGGUGUUUCAUCAAACACACCCACACCCGCAGUUCUGGUGACGAGAGUGGUGACACUGCGAGUAUCGAUCCCGAGCAAACUAGCUCCACGACUGGCGAGCUAACAGAGCCUACGGUCGUUGACAAUGUGAGCAUCCAGGGGAUGCAAGAGUCAUCUGGUAGGCUAAAAGACGGGAUGGAGCCAACAUCAACGCGCAACCAUGUUAAGGAGGCAAGAAGCGCAGAUGAUAAGGAUGGCCGUGAGACCCACGUUGCGACUCCCUCGGCCUUGACCCGCAAACAUAUCCAAGCCUCAACUCGUGAAGCCCUCUUCAUCAAACCGCAUUUACAGGCACGGGCGAAGCCUGGCCCGGUCAAGACGGGGGAGCCCGCCAAGCGGCUUUCCGUCGAUAUGUCUAUGCCUUCUUUGGCGAGUCUUUUCGACGAAUACCUACUUUACGAGUCUCUCAAAGGCCUCACGACCUCGGAAUACAACGAUGUCCUAUCAGAAUGGUGCAAUAGUGGCGCUACCACACGAUCUGGAAUCCCUUUAAACUUCGCGGAAACUGGCGAGAUUUUCGACGUUUUCGAAGCCUUGGGCUGUCAAUUUGUCGUCGGACGCCAUGGUGGCACUGGCGAAGAAGAGAUACAAACUAUUCAACUGGACGGCUGGCUAUAUGCUGACCUUCUGAGCGGUCUGAGGGGUCUCCUGAAUAUCUACCUGCCGAGCUCCGCCGACGACGAACUGGAGGCAGAGCAUGAAAAGCUAUUGACAGCAGUCAUCAUGCUAGUCAAAGCACUCGAUAAGACCAUGGCUUCUGCGGAACAUGCAAAUUGCGCUUUCGCCAUCCGGAAGUUGAGACAGGCUUUCAGGCGGUUAUUCAGCUGCGCACGGGAGUUUGAGCUCUACUCCGUCAACAGCGGUACUCUCGGUCGCGUGCAGGGGCGUACUUCCCAGGGACUUCGGAAUACACUCAAGCAUGUUGUCUCUGCACUUGUAUUGGCGGCCCGAGCGAUCACAGACUUGAAUGACCUUUUGCCAGCCGUGAAGAGCGAGAUCGCACGAAGAAAGAACUCUGUGGCCGAAAGAGUCACGCACGACGAGGAGGCUUAUGCAUACGCCGAAGUCAAAAGAUGUUGCGGUAUUAUGACUGACUUCAUGUGGACAUGUAAACGACCAGAAGAUGAUGCUUCAGCACAUCAGCAACAGACAGACAUGCUUCGCAAGAAGUUCGACGAAUGUGCAGAACGACUGACGAGACUGGGCUGGGAGCACGCUGCUGCCCGCAACGUACUCUAUAACCAGUAUGGAUGGAGCAAAGUCGAACACCAUGCAGACUCCGCAUGGACGCAGCUAGUCAGUGGUUUCGAAGCUCUUUUGAACGCCAACUCGAGAGCCCAGAUACAAUGGAAAGCUGCAGCUUUUCCAAUAGAUCUCAUGGCGCUUGUCCUGCCACAAAUCCUUUGGAGACCAGUCCUUGGUGAUCAGGACGCUCUGGAUAUGUAUAACCAAUACGUCACCGACCUUGAGUCGAACAUAUUGACCGGGGAUCCAAGUCGAGAGCCUCUCGACCGCAUAAGAAAUCUGCGCCAUGAAUUAAACGCGUUCUCUCUCCUACAAACGCAGCAGAUCGAUGUACUGGAGAAGCUUGUUGACAUUGUAUGGCCUGCAGAGGACGAGACAAAUCCGGACGAGCAUGAUGUUCUCUCGCCACAUCCACGACUAGCCGUAUUCAAAGCCCUUCCGGAAAGUAUGAAGCUCCAGAACAGCAAUAUACAGCAGCUCCACGGGAUGCUGAACCAGCUUCAGACCGAGGCAACAGCGCAAGUCUCCAACGUGCAGGAUUGGAGGGACAAUGCCACGGUCGUCUUCACCAUCAUCACCAUCAUCUUCCUCCCUUUAUCCUUCGUCUCCAGCGUCUUUGGCAUGAAUACUUCCGACGUCCGCAAUAUGCAACUCAACCAGUGGGUCUUCUGGGCCUCGGCCGCGCCUUUCACUUUAAUGGUGAUUCUCAUAACGGUGUAUUUCGUCGACGUCCCUCCACUGUGGAGAUGGCUGGAACGGACUGGCAAUGGUGAUACAUCUACAGGAUCGACUCACCAAGACGCCAUUCGUGCAUCGACGGGAAACAAUCGGACUGGUUUUCUGGCGAGCGUGGCUAGGCAGCAGCAGCAAGCGAUUGCUUUGCAUGCGAAGGCAGAGUUCUUUGUGGUGGAGGAGAAGGAUGGGGACGCUCUAUCGACGGGUUCUUCGGAAGCCUGA